Messenger RNA from Drosophila mojavensis, 2507 nucleotides. RefSeq lists its product as uncharacterized. The coding region runs from base 193 to 729 and encodes 178 amino acids. The record is from RefSeq and is a predicted model, not a curated record. NCBI's taxonomy places the organism in Eukaryota, Metazoa, Arthropoda, Insecta, Diptera, Drosophilidae. The transcript has 3 exons.
CACAGAGCUGGCUCGCUAUUGAUUUUUAACCAAAGCACAUACAGAGAACAACGCCAAACUCCUUGUACAUACCAAUUCAGUUCGCGUGUGUGUUAGACAAAGGCGAAAGCUCGACCAAGGCAGUUUGUGAAUUUUUUCACAAAAAUUCUAUCGACAGAGUAAAUUGUGAGCAAAAAAAUAAGUGGAGUCAAAAUGCACGCAAGAUUUGCGGAUCCAGAGCCCGCCUCGCCGGACAGCGUGGACAACAUUGAAGAGGAAUCUCUGGAGGCGCGCAUCGAGCACUUCAAACAGAAUCCCAAUAACAUGGCCAUGCUGCACGAAUUCAUCGAUGAGGUGGCCCAGCGUGCCGAAGCGGAGGCCAAUAGACGUGCGCUCGAAUCACAGAAAUCGCAACAGGGCAAGGAGAAGCGACCGAGUUUCGCCAUACCAGAUUUUAAGAACGGCAAGGUGGUGAAUCGGGCUCGCGGCUUUGUGGUGCGCAUCUUUGAUGCCAUCUGCAAUUGCGCCAACAACAAUGCCGCAGCGGCCACAACGCGCUUCAAGCUGCGCAGCAGCAAUGGAGGAGGCGGAGCAGCCAGUGCCCCGGCUGGUGGCAAGCGGCAGCAGUCCGCAGACGAGCCGGAGACCCUGAUGCUCAGCAAGAAGAAGCCGGCGGCGGAGGGCAAGAAGAAAUCCAAGGGCGUCACCAUGGCCGAGGACGUCGAAGCGGGCACUCGACUAGUUGAGUAAGGCCCCAGUCUUACUAUAAUCAUGGCAAAUCAAAAGUCCCCACCCUAUGGAAUCCAAUCGAAACUAAAGACCAAAGAGGAAAGCAACUUGACAUUGAUUGAAAAUGGAGCAAUUAUUAAUUAAAGGAACGAAAUACGUUCACACUUAUAAUAUUUCAGUGCUGCCAGCAGAAAACUAUUUAAAAGCUCAAUGCAAGCUAAACUCAAACAAAAUUGUAAAUCGAGCAAUUACUGUUAGAUAUAAAGGCGAAAUAUGCUCUUAUAUAAACAAAAACAAAAUUGACUUCAGUAACAGCAAAAUUAUACCAAACAAUUGAAGAACGAGCAAUUACUGUUAGAAACUAAAUAACUAUAUACGAUCGUACUUAAAUUAAAAUAUUAUUUCAUAAUUAAAAGCUUCAGCAAGAAAAAAUGAAAAAGGAAAAAUUACAACUGCUAGACAAACAGUAAUGAAAUACGGUCAUACUUUAAAUCAAAUACUUCAGUUCAAAUAUUAUUUUAUUCUCUUUUUAUUGUAAAACAAAGCUUCAGCAAAAAUUUCAGUGGCGCCAGCAGUAAAAUUCGAGCAAGAGCUGCAAUUAUAGCGAAUUAUGGUCACAUUUUAACUCAAAUAUUAUUUGAAAAAAACUUCUAUGUCCUUGCUCAACACAAAAUCGUAAAAUGCACAAUUUUAAGUCUUCCCCUUUGAAUUCGAAAAUGGCACAACAACUUAAAAGAAAAGGAAAACUUAAAUUUAUAAUAAUAAAUACUAUGAUUUCUUUAACCUAAAUGUGAUCCACAUUUAACAAAAUAUUGACUCGAGUGCAUAAAGGAAAAGGCACAAAAGCAACCCUUAGGUUAGAAAAGAAGAGAAAGCUAAUAUGAAAACAAAAAGAAAUCAUUCAUAAAUGUAACUUAGUCAAGAGAUCUCAUUUCGCAUACUGCCCUCUUAACUAUCCACAAUCAAUGUAAGGUAUUCCAUCAAGAACACCUUACAACUGAGUCGAGCACACAAUAACAGGCCUUUCAAAAUCUCCACCUAAUUAUAACUUUACAAAAAAUCAUACAUAUAAAUAUAUAUAUAUAUAUACACACACACGUAUACCUAUAUAUAUAUACAUAUAUCUUAAUAUCAAUUGGAUAUCGAUCGACCCCAACAUAUUGUAGUAGUUUAUAUCUAUUUAGCUGCGUGUGUGUGUGUGUGUUUGCGUGUGUGUCUGUAUUAGUAGUGAGUGUUUCGAUAAACAUAUACAAGCAAAUAAAUGUGUACUGAUUUUAUAGACAUAUAUACAACAUAUAUAUGUACUUAUAUGAAACUUAUAGAUUAUAUAUUUAGUUAUUUACAUUGCAAUACCGAAACACAAAAAACAAAUGGAACUACUUUCUACAUCGGUUUCCACACGACGCGCUCUCUAUAUUCAUUGUAUUUUUGUGAGAACCCCUUUUGGAGCCGACUUUAUAAACCUAAAUCUACCAAAAAAAAAAAAAAAAAAAAACAAAAACAAAACAAUCAAAAUCUAAAAAAAAAAAAAAAACAAAGAAUCUUGAUAAAAUGAUUUUUAUAUAAGAUCUGUAACACUAAAAGCCUGUAGGAAUUUUGAUUUUCUGUGUAUAUCAUUUUUUGCUAAGCCUGCAAUAAAAACAAAGUUGAAAUAUUUCUUUAGUCUAAGUUUUUGUGCGUUGCUUAAAAAAAAAAUAUAUAUUGAUAAAUAUAUGUGUAACAUGUAAUUAAUAAAUAAAUACUGUUGUAUUUAGUUAACAAAAAUAUCAGCAAUAAAUUGUAACAAUGUUUCCAAGGUG